UCUUUCGUACAAUCGUUAUCAAUGACUCUCUUUGAUCGUUAUAAUGUAAUAAGCAACAAUAAAAGAGUGCAUCAUUGUUUACUGUAAUUAUUUGGUAAGAUUGUGUAAUAUCUUCAACUAGUCAUGUCCGCGAAGGUAUAUCUACCAGAUCAAGAACUUGAAACAAAAGUCAAAAAAGCUACUGAACGUAUAUCGGAAAAUAUGCACAUUGUAGCUAAUGAGCCAUCGUUGGCAUUUUAUCGUUUACAAGAACAUGUGAGGAAAGCUUUGCCUCCCAUGGUAGAAAAGCGGGUCGAGGUACUCGGGCUUCGACAACAACUACAGGGUCGUUGCUAUGAUGUAGAGUAUGCAGUGGCUGCUGUACAAAAUAUUCAGGGUGCAGAAAAGAGUUUCAAUAAUACCUUAGAGCUUUUGAAAAAUGCAAUCUUUUUCAAGCAACAACUAAAGUACGAAGAGCAAAGGCGGCAUAAAAAGGAAGGAAACAGAGACUCGGUGUACAAAAGACUAUCAGCACAUAUUCCUACAUUAGAUCAUUUACCCGAUGAGAUAUCUGAUGUUGUUAGAGAAACGGCAAAUAGAGUUGAAUCUAUGAUGAAUCAUGCAAGACAUUCCAGUGACUUACAGCGAGCGAAUACAACACAUAAUUAAACACAUCUGAGAAUAAUUAUUAUUAUGUUUAAUCAUUGUCUCCAAAUUAGGCCAUGAUCAGAGAAAUAGUUGCAAUAUUCCAGAUUCCUUUACAGUUAUUUUACACUCUUGGAAUAAUUUAUUUAAUAUUUAAUUGUUACUGUCAUAGAUAAUAAAUUUAUAUAUUUUUAAUUAUCAUA
This is a messenger RNA of Orussus abietinus, 827 nucleotides long. RefSeq names its product BLOC-1-related complex subunit 8 homolog. Bases 124 to 648 code for a protein of 174 amino acids. NCBI's taxonomy places the organism in Eukaryota, Metazoa, Arthropoda, Insecta, Hymenoptera, Orussidae. The transcript has 2 exons. The record is from RefSeq and is a predicted model, not a curated record. Gene Ontology annotation, cellular component: BORC complex.